Penicillium angulare is the source of this 741-nucleotide messenger RNA. RefSeq names its product GNAT family N-acetyltransferase. The coding region runs from base 1 to 741 and encodes 246 amino acids. The transcript is spliced from 2 exons. Gene Ontology annotation, molecular function: protein-N-terminal-alanine acetyltransferase activity; protein N-terminal-serine acetyltransferase activity. NCBI's taxonomy places the organism in Eukaryota, Fungi, Ascomycota, Eurotiomycetes, Eurotiales, Aspergillaceae. The record is from RefSeq and is a predicted model, not a curated record.
AUGGCAAUAGGACAGUUUUGCUACGAGCAGAAACGCUUAGAGAACGAUCUCAUCUCAUUGGAGCCAUUUGACCUGAACGAAGUAGAGCUGAUCUCAACCGGACAUAUGCAGCAAACUAUCCAUAUAGCAAAAUUCUUCGAGGAAGUCAAAUCCAACCCAGACCUAAUCAAAUACGUCGCUUUUCCCCAAACCGAAACAGAAGAACAGUUCAUCAAAGAUAUAUACACGCCCCUCCACAACGCACCAGGUGAAUGCCUCUACGCCAUAAUAGACAAAUCCAAAAUUCAAGCCUCCACUACAGACCCCGAAAAGAAAAAUGCAUACGCGGGGACCAUAGCCUUGACAAACACCGAUAAGAGCAACUCAAUCACCGAGAUAGGCAUCAUGAUCUUCAAGUCCUUCCAGCGUACACAUAUCGCGACAAACGCCGUCGGGCUUUUACUGCAGUAUACUCUUGACCCAAUCCCAGCUGGUGGGCUAGGUCUACGUCGCGUAGAGUGGAAAAGUCAUUCUGAGAACAUCGCGUCUCGUAAUGCGGCAUUGCGAAUGGGGUUCGAAUUCGAGGGUACUUUACGAUGGCAUCGGGCUUUCUCGCUGGGGGUUCCUGUUGAAGCUCUUGAGAAGCGGAAUGGGACUACGGGGGAAUUACUGGGGAGACAUACUGCUAUUCAUUCUAUUGUUUGGGAUGAAUGGGAUGAGAAACGCCCGAAAGUCGUUGCUUUGAUGGAAAAGAAGUACUAA